This is a messenger RNA of Trichomonas vaginalis G3, 1710 nucleotides long. Its product is annotated as ankyrin repeat and SOCS box-containing protein 4 family. Bases 1 to 1710 code for a protein of 569 amino acids. Gene Ontology annotation, molecular function: protein binding. The transcript has a single exon. Lineage: Eukaryota; Parabasalia; Trichomonadida; Trichomonadidae. The record is from RefSeq and is a predicted model, not a curated record.
AUGUCUGAUCAAAACAUUCAUCUAAACAAAUACGCUGAACUGCGAAGCGCAUAUAAAUACUACAUCGAUUUGUAUAACGCAUUAUACCAGCUGAAAACGGAAAAAGAAGAAGACUUAAUCUCAAUUUACAAAAAGAUCAAAACAGAAUUGAUUGAUUCAAAGAAAUAUCCACCCCAAAAUAUUAUAAGCGAUAUUUUGCAUAUCAUUCCGUACAACAAUCGCUAUACAAAAUCAUAUUUAACUCUUGCCAAACUCAUAUCUGAUGAAUAUCAAGUGAAACAGGUCAAAAGCGCCGAACUUAUUUCAAUCUUCUUGUUCUAUAAAGAAUAUGGAAUUAAAUUAAAUAAAUCUGCUCAAUUUGAAAAAAUUGAUUUCAAAAAUCUCGAUAUUCAUUCAGAAAAUACAAUUUAUAGGGCAAUUAUGGAUAAUGAUAUAGAAAAAUUCAUUUUCUUCACGGAAAGCGAAGGAUUUGAUAAAAAUCAGACAAUAAAAAGUGAUUUAUAUCCUUUUUCCAAUACCGGAUAUUCAUUGCUUAAUUUAUGCUCUUACCAUGGUGCAGUUGAUUGUUUCAAGUUAUUAAGAACGAAAUUUAAUUCAGAAAUAAAUCAAAUAUCUCUAGAAUUAUCAUUUUUAGGUAGGAACCCAGAGAUCAUGAGCGAAUGUUUGAAAUAUAAAAAACCAGAUGAAAGAUGCAUGAAAUAUGCAAUUAUUUCGCACAACAUUGAUUUUGUUACAUUCUUGAUGAAUGAAUACCAUAUCGAUAUUGAUAUGUCAUUUUGCAAAACUCAUAAAAAUCUUGAGUCAUUUUUAGUUUAUUUCGAUCAAACAAAUAAUGUUAACAGAUGCUUUAUUGGUUCAAUAAGAUUUCGUAUUCCAUCACUUUGCGAAUACUUCCUUUCACAUGGCGCAAAUGUCAAUGAAAAAAAUAGACAUAAAAAUACAGUCCUUCAUAAAGCAGCAUAUUAUAAUAGUAUAGAAAUAGUCAAGCUUUUUCUUUCAUAUGGUGCAAAUAUCAAUGAAAAAGGUAGUUUUGGAAAAACCGCUCUUCAUAGAGUAACAUGGAAUAAUAGUAAAGAGACAGCCGAAUUUCUUAUUUCACAUGGCGCAAAUAUCAAUGAAAAAGAUGAAAGUGAAAACACAGUUCUUCAUUGUGCAGCAUGGAAUGAUAGUAAAGAAAUAGUUGAACUUCUUAUUUCACACGGCGCAAAUAUCAAUGAAAAAAAUAAAAAUGGAAAUACCGCUCUUCAUUAUGCAGCAGAGAAAAAUGGUGAAGAAAUAGUUGAACUACUUAUUUCACUAGGCGCAUAUAUCAAUGAAAAAGAUGAUUAUGGACAAACAGCUCUUCAUAUAGUAGCACGUGAAAAUAGUAAAGCAACAGCGGAAUUUCUUAUUUCACAUGGUAUAAAUAUCCAUGAAAAGGAUAAUGACGGAAAAACUGCUCUUCAUUUGGCAGCAUUAAAUAAUAGUAAAGAAACUGCCGAACUUCUUAUUUCACAUGGUAUAAAUAUCAAUGAAAAAGAUAAAAAUGGAAAAACUGCUCUUCAUAUUGCAGCAGACUUUAAUAUGGCAAAAAUGGCCGAACUACUUAUUUUACAUGAUACAAAUAUCUAUACAAAGGAUAAACAUGGGAAAACUGCUCUUGAAAUUGCAACAGAAAAAGGAAAUUACGAAACAUGCAGAGUUCUUAAAUCGCAUAGUGCGCAAAUAUAA